GCCUUUUCCAGGGCCGGAUCGUGGCUAGCCCAGCCUCCCGCCAGCCUAACUCUGCCGGGCCUCAUGGAUUCACAACCCAGCUGCGUGGUGGUGACCGGUUUUGGGCCCUUCCGGCAGCACCUGGUGAAUUCCAGCUGGGAAGCAGUAAAGGAACUCUCCAAGAUGGGCUUAGGGGUGGAUGCUAACAUAGAACUGCGAAUCCUGCAGCUGCCUGUGGAUUACAGGGAGGUGAAACGGAGGCUCGCCACAAUCUGGGAAGAUUUUCAACCACAGUGAUCUGGUGUCCCAGGACUUCUGAUAUAGGUGUCCACACAGCUCGCUGUGCACGUGGGCAUGGACUCGUCCACCAAGGCUGUCUUUCUGGAGCAGUGUGGCAAGAACCGAGGCUAUCGGGAUACAGACGUAAGAGGCUUCCGGCCAGAUGGUGGAGUGUGCCUUCCAGGUGGCCCCGAAGUGAUGCUGUCUGUUGUCAGCAUGAAGGACGUCUGCCGGCGGGUUGCUGUUGAGGAUGUGGAGGUGGCCUUUUCCCGAGAUGCGGGCAGGUACAUCUGUGAUUACACCUAUUACCUGUCUCUGCACUUCGGAUGCGGGCACGCAGCGCUCAUCCAUGUCCCGCCUCUGUCCCAUUGGCUCCCAGCCAGCCUUCUGGGCAAAACCUUGCGAGUCAUCAUCCGAGAAAUGCUGGAAGAGAGCGGGGAGGUCCAGACUCGGAGUGCAGCAGCUCCAGGGAAGCAGCAGUGGGACGCCGCCUCCUUCAGAUGAAGUGUUUCAAGCCUGGGUGGGAGGGCCAACUGUGCUUGUGAGAGGCUCCAGGGAGGUGCCUCGUGAGACAGUUACAACGGCUAGGGGUCAG
This is a messenger RNA of Acomys russatus (golden spiny mouse), 853 nucleotides long. RefSeq names its product pyroglutamyl-peptidase 1-like protein. The record is from RefSeq and is a predicted model, not a curated record. Lineage: Eukaryota; Metazoa; Chordata; Mammalia; Rodentia; Muridae. The coding region runs from base 334 to 762 and encodes 142 amino acids. Gene Ontology annotation, biological process: proteolysis. The transcript has 5 exons.